CAAGCAACAGACAAACUAACAGAGGCCCUCUGCUCUGUCGAUCACUCUAUAUAGCUCUGCUCACCAGCUUCAGUUCCAUCCCUCUGUUGAUUCUGAUCCAUCCAUCUUUCCAAGUACGUUCUAGUCAACGUGGCAUAUACGUACGUGAGCCAUGAUGUCCGGCAACCGCGCGGUGAGGUCGACGGCGUGCGCGCGGCGGCAGCACCACGGCCGGUGGUCCUCGGACACAGCGGUGUUCUUGGCCAAGGUCAGGUACGGGGGGCGACGUAGCCUGGCGCCGUGCUCCGUGCGCGCCGUGGGUUCCAACACCAUUGGCUGCCUCGAGGCCGAGCAGCCGUGGGGCGGCGUCGCGCUGCCGAGCCUGCAGGUCGCGGCUCCGGCGCCGGGGGACGCGCUCGCCGUGCCGUUCGAGCAGAGGGUGCACGAGGUCGUGCUGAAGCAGGCGGCGCUCGCGGCGGCGGCACCGAGGACGUCGCGGAUGGCCGCGCCGGAGACGAUGGCCGGCGGGCUGAAGGCGGCCUACGAUCAGUGCGGGGAGGUCUGCAAGGAAUACGCCAAGACAUUCUACCUGGCGACGCAGCUGAUGACCCCGGAGAGGAGGAGGGCGAUCUGGGCAAUAUACGUGUGGUGCAGGAGAACAGACGAGCUCGUCGAUGGCCCGAACGCGGCCCACAUCUCGGCCCUGGCGCUGGACCGGUGGGAGUCGCGGCUGGAGGACAUCUUUGCCGGGCGCCCGUACGACAUGCUCGACGCCGCCCUCUCCGACACCGUCGCCAGCUUCCCCGUCGACAUCCAGCCGUUCAGGGACAUGAUCGAGGGGAUGCGCAUGGACCUGACCAAGUCCCGGUACAGGAGCUUCGAUGAGCUCUACCUCUACUGCUACUACGUCGCCGGCACCGUCGGGCUGAUGACGGUGCCGGUGAUGGGCAUCUCGCCGGACUCCAGCGCCAAGACCGAGACCGUCUACAAGGGGGCGCUGGCCCUUGGCCUGGCCAACCAGCUCACCAACAUUCUCAGGGACGUCGGGGAGGAGUACGUCUCAUCGCUUGUGUCAUUUCAGAUGUCUAAUCUUGCAGUCAUCUCUGAUUUCAGUUUUCUUUUCAGAUGUCUAAUCUUGCAGUCAUCUCUGAUGUCAGUUUUCGUAUUUACACGUACGUGUGCUUCACGUGUUGACAGCGCAAGAAGGGGAAGGAUCUAUCUCCCACAAGACGAGCUGGAGAUGGCCGGCCUCUCCGAGGACGACAUCUUCAACAGCCGUGUCACCGACGAGUGGAGAAGUUUCAUGAGAGGUCAGAUCACGAGGGCGAGAUCGUUCUUCAGACAGGCCGAGGAAGGCGCGACCGAGCUCAAUCAGGAGAGCCGAUGGCCAGUGUGGGCUUCUCUGCUUCUGUACCGGCAAAUCCUCGACGAGAUCGAGGCGAACGACUGCAACAACUUCACGAAGAGAGCCUAUGUUCCGAAGGCAAAGAAGCUCAUGGCAUUGCCUAAGGCUUACCUGAGAUCACUGAUGCUCCCCUCUUCUCAGACUCAGAGUCAGAGACACUACUCCAGCCUCACAUAAAGUGGUCACUGCACAUGGUACAUACCAGUGAAUGAUGUACAAAUUCCUGGUCAGGUCACAUGAUCUACAUGUGGUAUUAUUGUUAGAACAUUGUACUCAAAGUUUUGCCAUGUACAAAGCACUGGAUAUAUAUAUGUAUACUAAAAACGAUCUGUAGAGUACAAGUGAAAUAAAAACAGAGAGAAGUGGGAGACCUUCUUGCUUAGGUAGGUGCCGUGGCGGAAUAUAAUAUGCUGUCACUCGUUGCUUCA
This is a messenger RNA of Phragmites australis (common reed), 1812 nucleotides long. RefSeq names its product phytoene synthase 3, chloroplastic-like. Gene Ontology annotation, molecular function: geranylgeranyl diphosphate synthase activity. The transcript is spliced from 5 exons. The coding region runs from base 152 to 1561 and encodes 469 amino acids. Lineage: Eukaryota; Viridiplantae; Streptophyta; Magnoliopsida; Poales; Poaceae. The record is from RefSeq and is a predicted model, not a curated record. Gene Ontology annotation, biological process: carotenoid biosynthetic process.